This is a messenger RNA of Saccostrea echinata, 963 nucleotides long. RefSeq names its product rho-related GTP-binding protein RhoQ-like. Gene Ontology annotation, molecular function: GTP binding; GTPase activity. The transcript is spliced from 2 exons. Lineage: Eukaryota; Metazoa; Mollusca; Bivalvia; Ostreida; Ostreidae. Bases 26 to 583 code for a protein of 185 amino acids. Gene Ontology annotation, biological process: small GTPase-mediated signal transduction. The record is from RefSeq and is a predicted model, not a curated record.
UUUAAUUUGACAUUUGUCUUUAAACAUGGUGGUUGCAAUGCAGAAAUCUAUGCAAUGUAUGGUAGUAGGUGAUGGAUUCGUUGGGAAAUCCUGCAUGGUGCAGAAAAUGGCCAGUGGUCAGUUUCACAAGGAAUACAUUGCCACUUUGAAGGACCACUAUAACACAAGCUUGUUUAUCAACGGUGACCGUUAUGACAUUAACAUCACCGACAUUGCUGGAGAGCACGAAGAUCUGUCAUCUCUGAAAAUUCCCGACAUCUUCAUUGUAUGUUUUAGUUUGGUCGACAGAGAUUCGCUAGACAGUGUAGAAGACUUCUGGAUACCUAGAAUAGAAGCACUGGGAAAGAGCAUUCCGAUAAUUCUUGUGGGAACACAGAUGGAUCUGCGAAAAUCUCUGAAAAAAGGACACGUCAAAACUGAACAGGGUCAGAAACUGGCCAAAAAACUGGGAGUCGAUUAUUAUGUGGAAUGUUCAGCGAAAGAAAAUCAUGGGAUUUUGGAAAUUUUUCAAAAGGCUCUACUGGCUAAAGUGAGAAGUGACAAGAGGAAAUUAAAUUUAAUCAAGCGAAUGCUUAAUAGAUGAACAUUAGAACUGUUUCUCGAGGAAGUGAACCGUGUGUCACUAUUGAAAAAAACAAAAUUGUUGUAGAGCCAAUAAUUCCAAGGUAUUCAGGAAGGCAGUGGUUGCAAAAUCCCCGUAUUUUGUCAUCAUUGGUAAGAAAAACGAGUAUUUUGAAAGAAUUACGUUAUCUUCGUCUUGAAUGUUUGAAGGGAAUGUGAAAGUUCAGUAAGCUGAAGAUAAGACUGGUGUUGUGUCAGUGUUUGAUCUGCGCAGAAACUUUCAACGAAAGCAUUUGACAGUGUUUAAAUUCCACACGAUAUGAAAACUGCCAUUUCAGCAGCAAUACAUAUGUAAUGAAAUUGAAUGUUAAAUUGAUAAAAAUAAAGCUUGAGAUAAUAUAA